Molecule: messenger RNA, 783 nt
Organism: Chelmon rostratus (copperband butterflyfish)
Lineage: Eukaryota; Metazoa; Chordata; Actinopteri; Chaetodontiformes; Chaetodontidae
Exons: 4
Coding region: 55-783 (242 amino acids)
Source: RefSeq, a predicted model, not a curated record
GUGAACUUUUGCCCGACAUACCCAUCAUCAGAAACUGAGGAGAGUCUGGAGGCCAUGCAGAAAGCUCUACUCUUAGAUGUAAAGAAGAGGAAUAACAGAGAGGUUGUGAAACUCAAGAUGGAAAAGACUUUCGCACACAGAAGACAUGAAGUCGUUCGUGAUGUUCCAAUGGUGGAGGAUUUCAUGGCAAGGUGGCCUGCCCUGUUUGAAGUUAGUGAGAUCAAUGCUGAAUUCAAGAGAAUCACCACUAUCCCACUUCAGUCCAAGUUCCUGUCUCAGCUGGACCUCUACUCUGACAACCUGACAAGGCUGUUCCAAAAGAGAGGAGGACAGCUCGGAGCAAGGCUCAAAACAAUCAUUGCACAAAUUGCUGAUUGUAAUGAUGUAGACACUGGACGAGAGUGUAUCAUCAAGGGAGUCUGUAUCUACAUGGGUGAAGAUCCAGAAAACCUUGUGCGGGAAUAUGUGGGCAUGGAUGAAAACGCCAUCAACGAGGCCAUUGAGGACACCACUGUUGGGAUUUAUGUUCUUAAAGAACAUGCUUCAAGAGAUGAAACUAAGGAUAUUGGAAUUGUCCUUGAAGGCAUCAAGGUGUUGCAAGAUCUAGACAAUGUAGCAUUAGCUGUUGCUAUGCUGUUCGGACUCAUGUAUGCGCUGAACCUCAGCUACCCUGCUGACCUCCGCUUUACCUUUGAGGUAGUCCAGAAGAUUUUCAUGGAACUGGAUGGAGAUAAACUUUCUAACAAAGCACUCACUCUAAAAAACAGGCUCUUUCAGUGUUAG